Messenger RNA from Pomacea canaliculata, 1462 nucleotides. RefSeq lists its product as uncharacterized. Gene Ontology annotation, cellular component: plasma membrane. Gene Ontology annotation, biological process: G protein-coupled receptor signaling pathway. NCBI's taxonomy places the organism in Eukaryota, Metazoa, Mollusca, Gastropoda, Architaenioglossa, Ampullariidae. The transcript is spliced from 3 exons. Gene Ontology annotation, molecular function: G protein-coupled receptor activity. The record is from RefSeq and is a predicted model, not a curated record. Bases 18 to 680 code for a protein of 220 amino acids.
GGCGGUCCUUGUCUGCGAUGUCUCCACACGUCUCCGUCGGCAACGAGUCUGUCCCGGAAGCGGAAGCAAGCGCCUCCCACAGUGACGUCGACCUGACGACCAGCGGCUCCGUUCUCGGCACAAACACGACAGACGUCACCAACCCCUCCUGCCACUCCUCCUUUGUCAACGGAACCUGUGACGUCAAGACGCUUUUGUCCGUCAUCGCCGACACGCUCGACUUUUACUUUCCCCCGAUUCUUUUCGUCGCCGGCAUCAUCUGCAACGCUUUGGUCGUCAUGGUGAUGCAGAGCCGGCACUUCCGGCAUAUAUCCACCUCCUUCUAUAUGAGCAUCACCGCCGGGGUGGACUUUGCUAGUCUCUUGGUGUCACUUCCGGCUCAUUACCUGUACGUCAACUUCCCUGAGGUGUUCGACAAUGUUAGACAGGCGCAUAUUAUGUGUUCCUUCUUCAACCUGUUUGGCUGGGGAAGCAGCGACAUGGGGUUGUUGUUGACAGUUGCGAUGACAACUGAACGGUCCUUGGCCAUCAAGUUUCCACUGAAAGCAACCGUACUCUGCUCUGUUCGUCGAGCUAAGAUUGUUAGUGGAGGACUUUUUGCGCUUGAGUUUGUAAAGGUCGGCCAUCUGCUGUUCACCUCGCGAGUAGCCACCAAAGGAGGUCACGGCCUAUUUGUGUGACGUGGAUCUGUCAGACCCGUCCUACCGCAUCUUCUACACCGAAUACUGGCCUUACAUCCACAACAUCUUUCUUUUCAUCUGCUUUGUCGUCAUCAUCAUCGGCAACAUCAUCAUCACUAUCCAUGUGAGGAGGUCGGAGGACGGGGACAUGGGGUCAGCGGGUCAGAAAACCAUCCAGAACCAGGCUAGGAUGAAUUCUAAGAACAGACAACUCCUGAUCAUGCUCAUCAUAGACUCAGCCGCCAUCGUAGUGUGUUUGCUCCCCUUUUGCCGUGUACGUGGUGCUGGACGAAGCUUUCCAACUCUUCGACGACACUCCGAAAGGUCACGGCCAAGGGGAGCUGACCUUUACUGUGACCUUUUACCUGCUCUACGUCAACCGUUGCGCAAACUUUUUCCUCUACUGCAUCAGUGGCUCUCGGUUUCGGGUCGCUCUUAAAGAAAUUCUCUCCCCUGCCUGGGACAAGAAGACCAAUGAGGUUAGGAGUCCCCCACAAACGGCAUCAUGUGACGUCAUCCACAGGAACGGUCUUCGUGGGGGAGACGGAGGCAGACCGUGUUUCUCUGAGUACUAUCGGCGGAAAACAUAGCUACACCAUGAAUGUUGUGGGAUAGAUGAACAGGACGUGAAGGAGAGGAGCGGCCAAUCAGAUCGCUCAUGGAGGACCUCAGCCAUGUAACGGACAAAGCUUUGUAUCACAGAGACUUGGCUUGUUCAGAAACUGCGAGAAAACAGUUUGAUUGUAGCUGAAAAAGAUGCUGUUUAUGACUGCGAAAACGUG